This is a messenger RNA of Drosophila bipectinata, 714 nucleotides long. It is a transcript of the gene RpS27, whose product is annotated as ribosomal protein S27. Gene Ontology annotation, molecular function: RNA binding; structural constituent of ribosome. Gene Ontology annotation, biological process: ribosomal small subunit assembly; translation. Lineage: Eukaryota; Metazoa; Arthropoda; Insecta; Diptera; Drosophilidae. The record is from RefSeq and is a predicted model, not a curated record. Gene Ontology annotation, cellular component: cytosolic small ribosomal subunit; ribosome.
UGUAGUUGCUUUGUGGUGUUUAUUAGUGCGUUUUUUCCGAAGUGAAGUUGGCUGCGAUUUAUACCACUUCCUUUUCCGUGUUAGCUGUGAGAGAAAAAACAUGCCGCUAGCAAAAGAUCUUCUGCACCCUCUGCCCGCUGAGGAGAAGCGCAAGCACAAGCUGAAGCGCCUGGUCCAGCACCCCAACUCGUACUUCAUGGACGUGAAGUGCCCCGGCUGCUACAGGAUCACCACCGUCUUCAGCCACGCCCAGGGCGUUGUGGUCUGCGCCGGUUGCGCCACCAUUCUGUGCCAGCCUACUGGAGGACGCGCUAAGCUGACAGAAGGCUGCUCGUUCCGCAGGAAGCCACAAUAAAAUGGGACUCGCGAUGAACCACAAAUUAUUAAUUUUUUAAUAAAAUCUAAAACGUAAAGAUACCACAGAACCCAUCCGAAAGAAGCUUGUAAUUCAAUUGCGGCGGUCCUUUGGUCCAUUGUGUGCUUUGGAAUUAAAGAAUUAACGAUCUUGUGGUCGGCUACGUGAAAAAACCACCUUGUCGUAUUUGUUUAAAUGAGAGACGUAAUUUAUUCAUAUGGUUUUUGGAACACCGAUGUAAAUUCAUUGUGUUCACUCAUUGCAAGAGUCGAAACAAAACUUCAGGGAUUUUUUUCACUAUUAUGCUUAGACCUAAAGUUUUAGUGACUACAAUAAAGAAUGUUUCAUAGGCUUUAAAA